UCCCGGGGCGAAGGUCCUGUGUAUCUGCGAGCGCGAGCGACAGGUGUAUCGCGCCCGCUCGCGACCGCCGUCCAUGCGAAAGAAAGAGCGAGCGUGGCCUCUUCUUCAAGUUUUGUUCGUUUUGGGACGGGAGAAAAAUUCGGGAACUGGAAUACUGUGCUCUUCGUUCGUCGAAUUUUUCCACGCCACGUGCGCUGUCGAGAAUCGCAAACGACGAGACGUGCAACCUGGACAAAAGGACCCGGGCGCGCAGUAAAAUCAAAUGGCAGUGGAGCAGGAGUCCUGAGGAGAGGGCUGCACGACUAUUUUUUUAAUGCUUCUUCGUGACCAUUUCUCUUUUUGAACGUUUUUUUUUUUUUUAAAUAAAUUAUUUCUCCUGGAAAUAGGACAUUUCCCUUGGAAAGUGCACAUUUGCCUUGGCUUAAGUCUUGGAAAGGAAACUAGGCAACCAGAACUUCUUCUGGCAGAAGUCGUCAGGUAACCCUCCUUCCCCAAGCGGAGUGUCUGUCUGCCGUACGCCUUGGAUAUUUUAUCCGUUUUAAUGUACAGCUGCUUUAAAGUUAUUAAAAAGGAAGAAAGUGUCAUUUGAAACGUUUGCAUAUGUGCUGAGAGGAGUGUGUUCUGAGCUGGUAUAGACUUAGAAUGCGGCGCACCGGAGGAGCGCUCCCAGCGCGGCAGUGCGCGCGCCCCAAGUGACCCGCACCAAACCCUCGACUGGAGCGGCUCUACAGUGUGUGUGGCUGCAGCGGUGACUGUGUGACACCGAGGACUUCCCAGUCUAGCGCGAAUCUGCCCCGAUCCACUGGUUUUACUGUGUGGAGGGACGACUUCUGUUCUGGACCGCGAGGGAACCGGACCUGAGAAUGAUGACGUCACGGCCCGAAACCCUAUUGCUGUGCUGGGGGGUCGUUUGGGCACUGGUGCCUGCCAUGUGGGCUGGGCAAGAGUUUGUGGAGCCCUCAGAUGGUGAGACACUGCGCUCCCUAGCGGAAGGCCCCACCCGGCUUCCGUGCCAGUUCCGCAUGGAGGGACACCACGUAGUUCAGGUGACUUGGUACAAAGAGGGGCUGGAUGGCAGCAAAGAGCAGAUCAUCACCGGUCACCAUACGGAAGGACACACAGAGUUUGGCCGUUUCUCCGGGCGUGUGUACUUUGAGAAGAGUGACCCCACUCUGAAUUCUGCGCUGGUGAUUCGCACCACCGAGCUGUCAGAUGAGGGGAAAUACAUCUGUCACGUGUCCACAUUUCCUUUUGGCAACUUUGAGGCAGAGCUGUCGCUUACGGUGUGGACGACGCCUAUUUCCUCCCUGGAGCCAGUAGUGCUGGUGGAGAGACAGCAGUUCCAUGUGGCGGCCACCUGCCGCUCCGUGGCCCGCCCUUCACCCCGCCUCUCCUGGGACACAGACCUUCCCGGGCAGGCGCAGAACCGCAGCUCAGAGGCGGGGGCGGUGUCCAGCCACUUUUCUCUGCACCCCCUGCGCAGCAUGAACGGCAAGAAGCUGGACUGCUUGGUGUGGCAUCCGACCCAGGAUCACCCACGCAGGCUCAGCAACCGCCUAGUUGUGCACUACCCCCCAGAUCCUACUAUUAGUGGGUAUGAUGGAAACUGGCAUGUGGGUUUGGAGCAAGCCUCCCUUCAGUGUAACGGUGGAGGGAAUCCAAAAGCUGAGACCUUCACCUGGACCAGAAAUGAUGGACCACUUCCAGAGGGCGUGUUUGUGCAGAAUGAAACGCUGGUGUUUAAUAGGCCUCUGAGCUUCUCCGACUCAGGCCUUUAUCAAUGUAUGGCAAAGAAUUACCUGGGACCAGUGAAAGCAGAAAUUGAAAUCAGUGUGGCAGAAACAAAGAAAACAUCUUUUGACAGUCUGCUGAUGAUCAUCGUGGGUGUGAUCGUAGGGCUGCUGCUGCUCCUCUUGGUCAUAUCAGUUGUCCUGGUGAAUCAUUAUCACAAGCGUAAGAACAAGAAGCUCGAGAUGGAGCUGAUCGAGAAGAAGGAGCAGAUCAGCACUCUGUCCAGACAGGCCUCUUUCAGAAGAAUGAACUCCGUCAGCACCGAUCACCAUAUACAGGCAGAGGAAAGCACCCCUCUUCGAGUGGAGGGAACCCUCCGGAACAGCCUGUCUUCCCUCGGGGAACAAGGUCGCUGUAGGGACAGCCGCUCCACUCUGUCUGGUGGCCGGGGGGGUCUGGACACUUUGGGUCGUCCAGUUCUGUACAACACUUCGCGCCGUAGCGAGCGAAUAAGAGGGAGAGAGCUGGAGCGGGAUGGAGACAGAGAGGAUGGCAUGGGCAGGAUGGACAGUGUGUCUCUGGACUCUCAUCUCCAACCCAUUUUUCACCCCCCAUUACACCCCUCACUACCCCCCUACGAGCGCACUGCUGACGUUCUGAGGCCCGUCAAUGGCAAGGCCAUUAUUCCUACCAAUGACAGGACACAGCAGCAUUUGUCUCUUGACACUGGCUACCCUGUGCUCACGGACGAAGAAGAAGAGCAGGAUCGAUUUGAGGACGGGAGAGGGAGAAGGAGCCGAACAGAGAUACAGGGAGAGGCUUGUGACCAGGACAGUAAGAUUAACAGCUUCCAGAUGUCAAAGGCUCUUACCAACAAUUUCCAAUACAGCAAUGGAAUCCUUCAGCCAAAAGCUAACCCCAAUGCCAUCCUCAUCCACCCCAAGGGCCAGAUUGUAUGAAGGUCUGCCUACUGCCCUCCUGCUGGGGCGGUCUGGGAAAAGUUUCUCAUGUCGUGGGAAGCGACACCUUCAUGAACAUGGCUGUAAAGACGUCAGCAAAAAAUCAGUUUUUGUCCCUUUACUGUGGCUCCUCAGCUGCUUGAUUAUUGUGCAGAUUAUUGUGUUUUCUGCAUCAGGUACAACCAGGAUGACUCCAACAACGUCUAAGGUAUGGAGUCAUGAAACAGACUGUAGUUGAACCAAAAUGCAACUUAAACUUACUGGCAUGUUCAACAUAUUCGUACUAUGUCAAGCCAUGUAAAUAUUCUUUUUAUAAAAUUUGUAGACUACAACAGAUGUAUCUAUUUUCUUAAGAACUCUGGUCUGAUAAAUUAGGGAAUAGGAAAACAAGCUGGGAUUGUUACAAUACAGUUGUGAAGUAUUGUGAAGAACUGCUCUAUUGCUGGUGCUUCUUCUAAAUGCAGUUUGUUAAUAUUUUGUUCGUUUUAUGUUGCUUCAUGUUGAUUCAUUUAGUUAUUGUCAUGAUUUCAGGUAGAGAAGUUGCUCUAUCGACCCCUAUUGGUUAGAGUGUGAAAAUGGAGAUGGAAGAUCCUCCUCAAACACAAUGGGUAUUAGGAAGAAUGUGUUUGUAUGCCUUCAUGACUAUAAAGCCAGUACAGUACAUGAACUUGGUCAGUGUUGCCAUGAAGAUGGUAUAAGAAAAUCACUCUCUCACUCAUUUUCUUUAGCCGGUUGUGCGACUUGGGGUCAUGGCCUGUCCUUGAAACUUGGGACUCCAGCUUUAAUAGGGUGCACCCCAGGCGGAAUGCCAGUCUGCUGCAGGGUAUAAGAAAAUGC
Scleropages formosus (Asian bonytongue) is the source of this 3527-nucleotide messenger RNA. RefSeq names its product nectin cell adhesion molecule 4a (gene nectin4a). Gene Ontology annotation, biological process: heterophilic cell-cell adhesion; homophilic cell-cell adhesion. Gene Ontology annotation, cellular component: adherens junction. The coding region runs from base 864 to 2690 and encodes 608 amino acids. The record is from RefSeq and is a predicted model, not a curated record. The transcript is spliced from 11 exons. Lineage: Eukaryota; Metazoa; Chordata; Actinopteri; Osteoglossiformes; Osteoglossidae.